This is a messenger RNA of Kwoniella shivajii, 651 nucleotides long. Its product is annotated as 60S ribosomal protein L10. The transcript has 5 exons. Gene Ontology annotation, cellular component: ribosome; cytosolic large ribosomal subunit. Gene Ontology annotation, molecular function: structural constituent of ribosome. The record is from RefSeq and is a predicted model, not a curated record. Gene Ontology annotation, biological process: ribosomal large subunit assembly; translation. The coding region runs from base 1 to 651 and encodes 216 amino acids. Lineage: Eukaryota; Fungi; Basidiomycota; Tremellomycetes; Tremellales; Cryptococcaceae.
AUGGGUAGACGACCAGCCAGGUGUUACAGAUACUGUAAAAACAAGCCUUUCCCCAAGUCAAGGUACAACCGAGGUGUACCUGACCCCAAGAUCAGAAUUUACGAUCUUGGUAGAAAGAGAGCUUCCGUCGAUGACUUCCCCUUCUGCUGUCAUCUCGUUUCCGAUGAAUACGAACAACUUUCAUCUGAAGCUCUUGAAGCUGCCCGAAUUUGUGCCAACAAGUACAUUGUCAAGACUGCCGGUAAAGAAGCUUUCCACAUGAGAGUUAGAGUUCACCCUUUCCACGUCGUCCGAAUCAACAAAAUGUUGUCAUGUGCCGGUGCCGAUAGAUUGCAACAAGGUAUGAGAGGUGCUUGGGGUAAACCUUACGGAUCCGUUGCUCGAGUCAACAUUGGACAAGUCAUCAUGUCUAUCCGAUGCAAAGACUCCAACAAAGCCGUUAUUAUGGAAGCCCUCCGACGAGCUCGAUACAAGUUCCCUGGACGACAAAAGAUCAUCGUCUCCAAGAAAUGGGGUUUCACUCCUCUCGCCAGAGCCGAAUACGAGGCCCUCAAAUCCGAAAAGCAAGUUAUCAACGACGGUGCUUACGUUCAAUUCCUCAAGCCAAAAGGCAACCUCCUCAAAAACCUCCGAACUGCUCAAAGAGCUUAA